AUGUCUUCUUCCAUCCUACACCAGUGUCCCUUUUGCGGCCAUGUCUCCGACAUCGCCCUUGCCUUGGCUGCCUUUAUCGAGAACCCGCACUGUGCCCAGUGCGGAUUAUCCGUGUCGGAAGGCAACGGGAAGCUCCAAGACGAGCUAUCCGCCCUGUUCGACCGGCAAAUGACAAUGGAGCAGCGCGCCCCCUCCCCAUCCCAGCCCGACCUGGCCGCGUCGCAAGCCCCCAUCUCCUACAGUAUCACCCAGCACUACCAUCACUCAUCCCACGUAGCUCCUUCUCACCCCGUUACCACGGACCCCGCCAUGGCCCUCCACGAGAUCCUGGUGCAGCAUGGACUCGACCCGAGCACUCUUUCUCCUGCCCAGCUCGAUCUUGUGAGAAAUGCGGAUCCGGAGCAGCAGCAGCGUUUGAUUCAAACGUGGCAGCUGUACGCGAUGCACGGACAGACCCGGACACAAGACCUCGAAAUGAACGACUCGGAGCAUAAAGGGUUUGCGGAGCCCUAUAUGGUGUCUGGUUAUGAGGCCACGACCCUGCCAAAUGAGCCCUCGACCGGAGAGCCCUACGCUGCGUCUACAGACCCCGUGUACAAGAGUCAGAACUGGUGCGGGUCGUCGGCGGGACCCAUGGAGUCACAGUACGGGCUAUUCGAGGAGAGGCAUCGGUAUCAGACAGCAUGUGCUGGGGUUCAACCGCCGCAGUGGCUGUGCCCGAACUAA
This is a messenger RNA of Penicillium canariense, 726 nucleotides long. RefSeq lists its product as uncharacterized. NCBI's taxonomy places the organism in Eukaryota, Fungi, Ascomycota, Eurotiomycetes, Eurotiales, Aspergillaceae. The coding region runs from base 1 to 726 and encodes 241 amino acids. The transcript has 2 exons. The record is from RefSeq and is a predicted model, not a curated record.